UUCUUCGCUCCCAAUUCCAUCUGGCAGUGGCGACGGCCACCGGUACCGUAGAGCAAGGAGGGUCUUGGCAAGUUCACGUUUUCGGUAAAGGAUUUGGCUCGUGAAGUGCGUGCGUGUACCAAGAAGAAGUUAGUAGAGUCGUGAGGUACACGGAGCUGCUGUGUUCCGUGGGCGUGAAAGAUUGUGAGCACGGGUUCCGCUGUCGCUCGGACCGAGCUUCGUGUGUGUGCCGCUUCGCCAAUCGCCAUCAUGAAAACAUUCGCCCGUCGUGUCGUUAUCGUUCCUCCUCCGUCCUUGUAGGUUCCUCGGAUUGAAGUAAUAUCGAACGCUCGUAUGCGAAGCUAACAGUGUGCCAGAAUUAUAUUAUUUUCGUGGUAUUCUCGUGCAAAACGAUUGAUAUCGUGCAUUUUUGGGCGCCUCGGGGAUACUCUGGCGAUAAUACGCAGAAUAGAAACGUAGUUACGCGCGGACGAUUACGCGAACGAACCUGUCGUGCACGGUGUUCGCCACCGCGACACAAGAGCCUACGUAAAUGCUUCUGAGGCACACUUACUCCAUGUCGUGCAUUUGUUGCAAUACGAUUGCGUGCUGCCAAGUGAGUGAAUCGUUGGUGACAGCUGGUUGUGGAGAAGCGAUUGGAACUAGGACCAUCGCACAAGACAACUGGUCAGCCAUCACCGAGCUGACUACAGUUUAUCACUGUUUCUCCAAGCAGCAAGCGCUAAUAGGAUAUUCAAAUAAGUCUGUUCGAUCAAGGAGGAUCGAUCCAGAGAGACGAGAGUAAUGGAACGCGAGUCAAACCCCAUGCAAGCAUUGUGCCGCAGUGGCUGUGGAUUUUAUGGCUCGCCAGCCACGGAUGGCCUUUGCUCCCUCUGCUACAAGGAGAACCUCAAGAAAAAGCAACAACCCCCUGUCUCGACCACGACUGUACCGGCCUCGCAGACCGUCUCUGGUAACGCUGGCACGUUGCAAAGCGGUUUUGGCAGUCCUGCCUCCACAGGGCACACUGCCCAACCCACCAUUCCUACCAUACCUCAGCCCACAACGGAUUUGCCCAGUCCCAAGGAGGUAAGCAGAGACGAACAGGAAGGUGAGGCAGGGGUCAGCAGUGGGGCGGCAGAAGGUUCGGUCAGUAGUGGCGAUGCAGAUGACUGCUUCGAUGGCAAGGAAACAGAUAAAGAGUCCAAAAAGAAGAAAAAUCGUUGUGCAGUUUGUCGCAAGAAAGUGGGUUUGACCGGAUUCGAGUGUCGUUGUGGAGGACUGUUCUGCUCUGUGCACCGGUACAGUGACAAGCACGACUGCAAGUUUGAUUACAGAGAAAUGGGCGCCCAAGAGAUUCGGCGCAACAAUCCAGUUGUUGUUGGUGAAAAAGUGCAAAAAAUUUGAACUAUUUAGUGUGUAGUCGUUGGGAAAAUGGUUAUAUAACUAUAUAAACAAACAAAAUAUAAAACACGGAGAAAACGAGAUAAAUUAUCUGGCAGCUGAUUGCACAUCGGGGAAUGAAACGAAUGAUCGAAAGAUUAUUGCGCUACGGGAGGGAACGAAUGAGAACGCGGGAAAAAGCGAAAUGAGAGAAAGUCAAAUGUGCGUGAAAGAGUAUGCAAGGGGAAUGCUAGAAGAUAAUGGAAUGACUGACGCAGAGAAAACGAGGGAAUGAAUUGAGCGGGGUGUAUGAGGCAAAAAGAGAGAAUGAGAAAGAAUGACUGUGAACGAGAGAGAGGUUUGAGUGAGAAAAGUAAGAAUCCAAAAGUGUGAUUUAGAUGGGAGAGAAAGAGAUGAAUGAAUGCGUAGAUGAAUGAUUAAAAAAAUUGGAUGCCAGUGCCAUGUCAGAUUGUCAUCUAGUGAGAGUUUUAAAUGAGAAAAAAAAAUCUGGUUACUAACUGCUGCCAGCUUACUACUACUAUUACCUAUUAUUAUCUUUAUAAUUAUUACGAUUUAUUAUGAUUAUUAUUAUUAUUAUUAUUAUUCUAUAUUACGUUUAUUAAUUUACUUAAACGCAAAAUUCGCGAAUGAAAGAAGAAAAAAAAAACGUUUGUAUUUAAGUAGACGCGGAAUUCCUGGUGCAGUCAGUCAGUCCCAAAUAUCUUGGCGAGCGAGUCGAUCCACCCAGCUAGAAAAAUUUAACACAGAUGUUUUUGUUUCUAUAUCGAAGAAGAAGAAAAAAAAAAAGGAAUGUUGUUUAUACGACGACUGACAUUGAUGGGUGAUCACAAUUCUAGGUUAACGAUUAGUCUAAUAAUUAUUAAGUAUAUUAGCCGAUUGAUUCAUAAAUAAUGCAAUGAAGUAUAAGUAGUACUGUGUGUUUAUGUCCAAUCUCACGAGAAUAUAACGAGCAUUAUUACUCAUUAAAUACUGUUUGAAUUUAUGUUUUCGAAUCAUUAUUCACGCUUUGUUAGCAGUACUUGUAAGGGACGACCCGCUCUCUGACGAGUGCGUGCGGAAUAGGCACGCGAUUCUUAUUCCUCGAUAUUGCCGACGAGUUUCCCCAGGGAUCGAGUGACGUUCCCGAUCCGAUCGUCCGAGAGAAUCGCUUCUCGUUGUCAUUUUCGCGGUUCCAAUAAUGCCCUGCAUUAUCCUCGAGCCACGGCCAUCGCACCUGUCACCUUCAGGCUCCUUAUUCCAUUUUACUCUACGCUCCUAACUUUUACUCGCCUUCCUGUCUCCUGACGUUACUCCUGCGUUACCUUACAUUUACUUUAUGUUAUGUUAUAUUACGUUACCUUAUAUGUCUUGCGUUUCUUUUCUCGUUUUGCGAUUGUCGCGCGACAUUUAUAUAGAAAAGGCUUUGAGGCUGUAAUGCUAUAACCGCAACGAGCGAAUGCUAAGAGUAAGGAAAGACGACGGUCCAUUGUAAAACGUACGAAUGGAAUGCCGAAGAGUACGAGUAUAGUAUAUAUUCGCGUUAAUAAUACUUUCGCAAGCAUUAUUAUAAAAAAUAAAAAAAUAAAAUAAAAUAAAAAAUAGGAAAAAGUAUCCUGACAUAACGGCGAUACGGUAUCACGAUAUACACUUCGUCAAUAGUCUCGACACGAUUCCUCCUCGUUUGUUCCCUAUUGCUCUGGACGCUACUGCCUUGGAUCGCGUUGUGCUUUCCUCUAGCCUCGAGCGUAUCCGAUUCUUCCUGACUGCUAUGCGCGUUGGUUCUAUUUCUUUCUUGGGGGGGGAGGAAAAAAAGAGCGUCUCUGUAAAACCAACCAGCAAUAGCAGAAUCCAAAGGAACAGAACGAAUUGACAAAGCCGUACGCGAGUUCACGAGAAAUAAGCCAAAGUGCAAAAGCAAAGUUUAGUAAUGAGAUAUUGAGCGACAAAGCGCGCCGAAUUCUUCAUCGCGCUGCCAUGUAUAUCUUUCCUUUCCUAUUUAACUGCGGCUACGUAUUUGCCCGAACGGACAAGAACGACUCUCUCGUUCGAAUUGUCAAACUCCGAAGUUACCUCGACACGCACUGUACUUUCUGGUAUUUAAUAUUUUUCUCGUGACUUCGUAGCGGAUCUCGCGCCGUCGAAAGCGUUUCCGACGACAUUGUCCUUGCAACAAACGAACGUCUCGCGAACGAUCUCGUGUGCCACGCUUAAGGCAUCCGUACGAGAAGUCGAUGCGAUUCAACGUAUCGUCCCCCAUUUCGUUUUAAAAAAAUGUACGAUCGACACGUGUCAUCCUGUAAAUCGUUAUCGCACGUUAAAGAGACAGUACUAUUGUUACGAUUGAAAAUCCCUGAAGUACGUUCCUCUACAGUGCAAUGUAACGUCGUAUUCGGGUGUGGCCCCUGGCGCCUCUGUCUUGAAGACGAGGUAGCUCUGCGACGCUUUUCUCUCUUUAUUUUUCUCUCUUGUUUGAGAUAUAACAGAACGUUCUUGUGCAUCGUCGAUUUAUGGGAUGACGACGUGUGCCACGCCCAUAGACAAUACACGACGAGCACACGUAGCGCUCGUUGAAGUGAAUGUCGUCGUAGCCAUCGUCAUCGUCGAGAGAUACGUCGACGAGAGGGUUGAUACUGUAUCCGCCCUCGAUUCGAUCAUGCGAAAGGACUUUGCCGACGCGAGGAUAAAAAAAAAAAGAACACGCACAGCAGUUUUCAGUAAUGUCGACACGGAAAGGUUGCCUUCUGGCAUUCAUCCUAUUUUAGGCAUAGCAUAUUUUUCUAACGUAUAUCGCAAUAUCGGAUUAAUCUUGCCUAGCGAGAGCGACCGAGUGGGAGAGGAGAGCAAGAGAGAGAGAAUUUGAGUGAGUGUGAGAAUGGAAAAGGGAGAGAGAGAGAGAGAGAGAGAGAGAUAAAUGGUGGCAUGUGUGAGGAUAUGAACGUGUGCUCUGUAAGUGGGUGGUGCAAGGUAGAAUGUGUGAAUGGAAGAGAAAGAGAAAUUUAAGGAAAAUUGCAAGAAGAAUCAGAGAGAAUAAAAAGGGGAGACGAUACAUUGAAAAAAAAAAAAAAAAAAUGAGACCCACACGGAUUAUCAGCGACGUUUGUAUUCGGCUGACUACAUAA
Messenger RNA from Cephus cinctus (wheat stem sawfly), 4481 nucleotides. It is a transcript of the gene drn, whose product is annotated as AN1-type zinc finger protein 6. The record is from RefSeq and is a predicted model, not a curated record. The transcript is spliced from 4 exons. The coding region runs from base 784 to 1386 and encodes 200 amino acids. Gene Ontology annotation, molecular function: DNA binding; zinc ion binding. NCBI's taxonomy places the organism in Eukaryota, Metazoa, Arthropoda, Insecta, Hymenoptera, Cephidae.